This is a messenger RNA of Schistosoma rodhaini, 1131 nucleotides long. The record is from the annotation of a GenBank genome assembly. Lineage: Eukaryota; Metazoa; Platyhelminthes; Trematoda; Strigeidida; Schistosomatidae.
AUGGUUAAGAAGGGCAAUAAAAAAGCAUCAAAAAAGAAAAACUUGAAGAACAGCAAUGAUGAUAAGAUUAAGAAGCUGGAAGAUGUGAGAAGGAUAGCUGCUGUUAAUGCCAAGUUAUGGGAAACUAGAGUAGAAAUUGCGGAAAAAGUCAAAGAUAAGAUUCAGGAACGUGCAAAACAGUUAGCGGACGACAAUGCGAGACUUAGUGAUGCUCUACGUCAAUCAGAAAGGGAAUCAAUAGAUGUGUUUUCUUACUUAAAAAAGCAAAAUGAAGAUAAAGACAGUGAGCUGAAAGAACUUAAAGACAAAAUUGAAUCCAUGUCCAUUUCUCAUGAAAAGGAUAAAGAGUUAAUUAUCAGAGAUGCAAAGCAACAGAUUUCGUGCAUAAAUAGUGAGAAGGAAAAAAAGUGCGAUAAAAUUAAGGAACUUGAGCGAGAAAUAAUGCAGUUGGAUGAAUACAAAAGUGAAAGAAUACGAACUGACAACGAAAUAAAACAGUUGCGUGAUGAAGUUCAAAAUCAAAAGUGUCUCAUUGAGAAUAUGGAGACAAAGUUUUUCGAAGAGAAACUAAAAAUGAGAGAGAGUAGCAUAAAGGACAUCAAAGCUCUGGCAGAAGAAGCCCACAAAAUUUCUAUUAGAAAUUUAGACGAUUCCGUCAAGUUAUCAUUUGUUCAGAACGUCGCAAUGAGGAGAUUUAUAACGUUUUUAAGAAGACAAUUGGUGUCAGCUGAGGACUUAUCAAGAUCGUUGAACGAAGAAAACAAAAAGCUUACUUUAGAGAAGGAAACCUUGGAAGGCCUUUUGUUGUCAAAGUCUUUGGAGUGCAAAAAACUGAAAGAACUCAUUCAAGAGAAAGAUGAGAAACUUGAACUCUAUCAAUAUGAAAUUAAACAUUUAACUGAAGAUUUAAAUAAACAAAAAACUAUAUUCAAUGAACAAGUGACCCUUCAAACUGUUGAAUCAUCUAAAACUAUAGAAAAUUUAACUAAAACAUUAGAAUUUGAACGUAAACAAAUGAUACGUAUAUCUAGUUUAGCCAAUAGAAUUUUACAACAAAGAAAUGAAAUUGAAGAAUUUUUUAUUACAUCUUUAAAUUAUGUUCGUGAUGAGAUCAAAGUGAAUCAGAAAUAA